GAUGGAGAGUCGGAGCGUGCCGCCCGGCCCUUACCGGGCCACCAAGCUGGGCUUUUCCAUUUAAAAGUGAUGUGUUUAUUCUACACCACCACCACCUUCGUGCUCCACUGCCACAAACCUGAAAGUUUGGAUGGUGUGAGGAUGAUUUGGAAAAUAUGAGUAUCUUUGUGAAAUUGGAAUGAAGUUACCACAUCUUUUCGAGCAGGAAUGCCUCUAAGAAAACACAGGCAGCACUUUAAAAAAUAUGGCAGCUGUUUUACAGCAGGAGAAGCAGUGGAUUGGCUUUAUGACCUAUUAAGAAAUAAUAGCAAUUUUGGUCCUGAAGUUACAAGACAACAGACUAUCCAACUGUUGAGAAAAUUUCUUAAGAAUCAUGUAAUUGAAGAUAUAAAAGGUAGAUGGGGAUCAGAAAAUCUUGACGACAACAGUCAACUAUUCAGAUUUCCUGCAACUUCUCCGCUUAAAACUCUUCCACGAAGGCAUCCAGAAUUGAGAAAAAACAGCAUAGAGCACUUUUCCAAAGAUAAAGAUAGUACUUUUAAAUUACGAAACUUGUCUCGUAGAACUCCUAAGAAGCAUGGAUUACACUUCUCUCAGGAAAAUGCGGAGAAAAUAAACUGUGAAAUAAUCAAUGAAGAUCAAAAAAACUCAUUUGAUAAUAGAGAAAUAAGUCAGGAAGAUGUUGAAGAAGUUUGGAGAUAUAUUAUUCUGAUCUACCUGCAAACUAUUUUAGGUGUAUCAUCCCUAGAAGACGUCAUAAAUCCAAAACAAGUAAUUCCUCAGUAUAUAAUGUACAACAUGACCAAUACAAGUAAACAUGGAAUAGUUAUACUACAAGAUAAAUCAGAUGACCUUCCUCACUGGGUAUUAUCUGCCAUGAAGUGCCUAGCAAAUUGGCCAAGAAGUAAUGAUAUGAAUAAUCCAACUUAUGUUGGAUUUGAACGAGAUGUAUUCAGAACUAUUGCAGAUUAUUUUAUAGGUCUCCCUGAACCUCUACUUACCUUUGAAUAUUAUGAAUUAUUUGUGAACAUUUUGGUUGUUUGUGGCUACGUCACAGUUUCAGAUAGACCCAGUGGGAUACAUAAAAUCCAAGAUGAUCCACAGUCUUCAAAAAUCCUUCACUUAAACAGUUUGAAUUCCUUCAAAUCAACUGAGUGUCUUCUUCUCAGUCUGCUUCAUAAAGACAAAAACAAAGAAGAAUCAGAUACUACUGAGAGACUGCGGAUAAGUGAUCAAGGAUUUCAAGAAAAAUGUGCUAAGAAAAUGCAGAUAGUUAAUUUAAAAAACAGAAGAGCCAGUGCUAAUGACAUAAUGGGAGGAAGUUGUCGUAAUUUAAUAGGCUUAAGUAGUAUGCAGGUUCUGUCCUCUAACAUCAAACCAAGGUGCUAUUCUUUAGAAGGAAUUGUAGAUUUACCAGUGAGUUCAAUUAGAGAGGUCUCCAGUGUCUUCCAUCAAUCUGUUCUGAACAUAGAAGGACAAAAUAAUAAACAGUUUUUAGUGUCUAAGACCAAACAGGAAUCCCUAACGAAUCUUCAUUCAGAGGAAAGUAAUCAAAAGCCACUCUGUGUUGGUUUUAAGAGAACCUCUCCUUUGACUGUUCAAGACCAAGAGGAGUUAUGUAAUGGGAAAUACAAGUCAAAACAGCUUUAUAGAUCUCAGAGUUUACUUUUAAGGAGUAGUACAAGAAGGAAUAGUUAUAUCAAUAUGCCAGUGGCUGAAAUUGUCAUGAAACCAAAUCUUGGACGAGGCAGCACAAGUGUGCAAACAGCCAAGGAAGGUGAACUCGGAAAGUCUAGUACCACAAUCAAUAAAAGACUCUGCAAAAGUACAAUAGAACUUUCAGAAAAUUCUUUACCUCCAGCUUCUUCUAUGUUGACUGGCACACAAAGUUUGCUGCAACCUCAUUUAGAGAAGGUUGCCAUCGAUGCACUACAGUUAUGUUGUUUGUUACUUCCCCCACCAAAUCGUAGAAAGCUUCAGCUUUUAAUGCGAAUGAUUUCUCGAAUGAGUCAAAAUGUUGAUAUGCCCCAACUUCAUGACGCAAUGGGUACAAGAUCACUGAUGAUACACACUUUUUCUCGGUGUGUGCUAUGCUGUGCCGAAGAAGUGGAUCUUGAUGAGCUUCUUGCUGCAAGAUUAGUUUCUUUCUUAAUGGAUCAUCAUCAGGAAAUUCUUCAAGUACCCUCUUACUUACAGACUGCAGUGGAGAAACAUCUUGACUACUUAAAAAAGGGCCAUAUUAAAAAUCCUGGAGAUGGACUGAUUGUUCCUUUGCCAACAUAUUCAUACUGUAAGCAGAUUAGUGCUCGGGAGUUUGAUGAACAAAAAGUUUCCACCUCUCAAGCUGCACUUGCAGAACUUUUAGAGAAUAUUGUUAAAAACAAGAGUUUGCCUGUCAAGGAGAAAAGGAAAAAACUAAAACAGUUUCAGAAGGAAUAUCCCUUGAUAUAUCAGAAAAGAUUUCCAACCACGGAGAGUGAAGCAGCACUUUUUGGUGACAAACCUACAAUCAAGCAACCAAUGCUAAUUUUAAGAAAACCAAAGUUUCGUAGUCUAAGAUACUAAUUGAAUUAAAAAUUAUGUAAUACUUGUGGAACUUUGGUAAAUGAAGCCAUAUCUAAGAAUCCAGCUAUUAAAAAGGAAGUCUAUUUAUUAAUAAGGUUUUUCUAAAUAAAACAUGUUUUGUAAGGAGGUGCCAAAAUAGUUUUUUAUCAAUGUGAGACUAAGAAACUAGUGGAUCUCAACUGAGAGCAAAUAACAGUAGGUGAUACCAGAUAUGUUAACCAGAAACAAUCUUUUGUUUAACAACAUCUGGAAAAGCUAUCAUGGUGUGUGCUACAAUUUUAUUUACUUGAAUUUUGAAAACUGACAUAAUGUUCAUCAAGAUUAAGCUGUAAUUCUGUUGUUACAAGAAAACUUAUCUGCAUAUGUGCUUAUGAAUAUUAAAGAACUAGUUGUUUAGGGUUACAUUUGUUUCUAAGUGUAAGAAUGUGAAGAAUAUUUGAAAACUCAGUGAAUUAAUUUUCUACUGCCAAAUGUUGCACUCUUUUGUAUAUUCUCUUUCCACUUUUGAUCUAUUUAUAUACAUAUGUGUUUUUAAAAUAUGUAUACAUAAGACUUGGUUGGCCUUAAACCUUUAUCCCAAUAAUUUCAGUUAUUCUUUUUUUUAAUAUAUCUUUUGCAUUCUUAUGUUCAUGAAUCUACUAGAAGAUAGAGAUACAAAAGAAGUAUAAGGCAAUCAUGUACUCAUUCAAAAGAUAUUUAUUUAGCAACUACUAUAUGUCUUUCAUUAUUCCAGAUAUUGAGACACGAUGAUGAAUAAAACAGAAAAUCUCUUCCCUUAAAGUAUUUAUUUUCUAAUCAAGGGAGGUACACCUAUCAGAUACUUAAAAUAACAGUAUACCCCCUAAAUCAAGUUGUGGGGAUUCCCUCAGCUGAAGACUGACCUCUGUGAUUAUGGAACAGUUCUCUAAGCUAGUGUUUUUCAAACUGCUACAUAUUAGAAUCACCUGGAGAGUUUUAAAACAAUACAUGCUCAGGCCCUACCUUGUACCAAUUAAAUCCGUAUUUUAAGAGAUGGUAUAUAGAUAGGCAUCAGUAUUUUUCAAACUCUCUAGGUGAUUCCAAUAUUUAGCCAACUUUGAGAAUCAGUGCCCUAAGCACUUUUUAUAAACAUUUAAGUAAAUGUCAAGCUGGUGGCACACUGGCUUUAUUAUUUCAUUUUAAGAAAAUGCCAAGUAUAAAUGCCUCUCACUUUAAUACAAGAUUAUCCAAAUUUCUGCUUGAUUGACUUAGUACAAAGUUGACACAGUUUUUCUUCCAUAUUUUUCUCCAAGAUUGAUUAAUAUUCAUUCCUUAAGUGGAAAGAUAUAUAUAAUGCCUGGGAUAUAAUAGACAUUUAUUGUUCAAUGACUGUUCUUACUUUUGAAAGUAAUGUCAUACUAUAAAAAUGACAACGUUCCAUUUGAAAUUACUAUUUUUUAUUAAAAAUUUGGACAGAAAAUGAUAACUAUAUCUUUUGCCCAGAAACCUUAGCUAUAAAAUUAUUGGACCAAAUUAGAAUUCUUUCCAAGAUGUUUGUAUGCUAAAACUUUUUCUGUUUAAAAUUUGUAAUAAUGUGAAUUCUGUUGCAUAGUGAGAUAAAAAUUAUUGUGGGUUUUGUAACAAUUUAAUUUUGUAUUUAUUGAUAUUAAAUAUAUAAAUAUUAUAAAGACAUAGUAAACUUUCAUCUGCAUUAGUGUGCAUGCAACUGAGAUUACAAAAUACAUGGUGUAACACUUUAAUAAUGUGAACUCUGAAGUCAGGUUUGAAUCCUAGUGUGCUAUUUAUUUACUCUGUAACCACAGACAAAUUACUUGACUUCUCUGAGUCCCAGUUUCCUUAUCUGUAAGAUAAAGAUUAUAAUAGUACCUCUCUUAGAAUUGUGAGAAUUAAGUAGAGUAAUGCAUGUGAAGUGUCUAGCAUAGUAUAAGCACUCUGUAAAUAUUAGCAAUUAUUACUAGAAUUAUAACACUAGAAGAGAUCUUAGCAAACAAGUAUCCCUCUCUAGGCCAGCCCGGUGGCAUAGUGGUUAAGUUCGUGUGCUCUGCUUUGGUGGCCCGUCAUUCUGAUCCCGGGCACAGACCUACACACUGCUCAUCAAGCCGUGCUUUGGCAGUGUCCCACAAACAAAACAGAAGAAGAUUGGCACA
Molecule: messenger RNA, 4691 nt
Organism: Diceros bicornis minor
Lineage: Eukaryota; Metazoa; Chordata; Mammalia; Perissodactyla; Rhinocerotidae
Gene: DEPDC1
Product: DEP domain containing 1
Exons: 13
Coding region: 208-2565 (785 amino acids)
Biological process (GO): intracellular signal transduction
Cellular component (GO): transcription repressor complex; nucleus
Source: RefSeq, a predicted model, not a curated record